UAGAAAGCAACAAGUUUAUUAUUGCACAGUUAAGAAAAACAAAAACCUUUUGAGAAUCCAUUCAACAAAACAACUAAUAGAACUACUACGAGUCAAAAUGCGGAUAUCGGUGGCCAUUUCCUUUCUAAUUUUCAUCACGUCUCUGACACACGAAUCGUUCGUUAUUGCCACAGGUAAAACUGUUCAUGGGCGUAUCACGGGCGGCACUCCGGCUGCGAUUGGAGAGUUCCCUCACGUAGUGGCCAUUAAAGUAGACAAGGAAUUCCGUUGCGGCGGAUUUAUUUACAACGAACGGUGGGUAAUCACGACUGCAUCCUGCGUCUACGGAUUCACAAAUCUUUUGGACCGGGUGACAGUGGAAGCUGGUGUAGUAUCGUUGGAUUCCACCUCCGUACCGAGUCAACAACUUAUUCGGAUCGAGUCGUUCCACGUGUACGAUUCUUACGACGAAUCUCUUACGGGACCGCUACACGAUCUUGCCCUGAUACAGACAAAUUCGCCUUUCAUUUUCGAUUCGAACGUAAAUUUUUCGUAUUACGACGAAUUGAGCCAAAAUCCCGAACAAUUAAUUUUCACUGGAUGGGGCAGUACCACAGGAGUAAAUGGCGGUCUGUAUUCAAACGAGUUGCAAAACGCAACGAUUACCUUGAAUAAUAAUUCAACUAUUUGUCAACUGGCUUACGAAAUUUACAAUAACGCUUACAUGAUCUGCACCGGAGAUGAACUAGACCAUGCAAGUCCAUGUUACUAUGACGAAGGAUCACCUUUGAUGCAGAAUGGAUUUGUUGUUGGAGUCAUGUCGAGGAAUAAGGGCUGCGACGCAGCUGGAACGAUUGAACCGACCAUUUUCACACGGCUGUCACCUUACUACAAUUGGAUAUCCACUACGGCUGGAUUGCAACCAGUUUUAUCCAAUCUAUCCUUGUAAAAAAGUGAUCCUAUACAAACAAAUAAAAAAAUAGGAAUAAAACCAAGACUAAUCC
Daphnia pulicaria is the source of this 983-nucleotide messenger RNA. RefSeq names its product chymotrypsin-1-like. The transcript has 5 exons. Lineage: Eukaryota; Metazoa; Arthropoda; Branchiopoda; Diplostraca; Daphniidae. Gene Ontology annotation, molecular function: serine-type endopeptidase activity. The coding region runs from base 98 to 928 and encodes 276 amino acids. The record is from RefSeq and is a predicted model, not a curated record. Gene Ontology annotation, biological process: proteolysis.